Molecule: messenger RNA, 1081 nt
Organism: Aspergillus eucalypticola CBS 122712
Lineage: Eukaryota; Fungi; Ascomycota; Eurotiomycetes; Eurotiales; Aspergillaceae
Product: phytanoyl-CoA dioxygenase family protein
Exons: 2
Coding region: 120-980 (286 amino acids)
Source: RefSeq, a predicted model, not a curated record
CCCACCCACCUAUUUUCCUUCCCCCACACCCACAACCAACUAACCAACAACAUCCUCACAUUUCACAUACACUCACCUAAACCACCAAAUUCACCACCACAACCACAACCACCACAACCAUGCCCGGCCUCACCCCCGCCCAACUCGAGGCCUUUAACACCACCGGCUACCUUAUAAUCCCCGACUACCUCACCCCCAGCGAAAUCUCCGCCUGCCUAACCGAAACCAACAACCUCCUGACAACCUUCCCACUAGACACCCACCCCCUCACCCAAUUCACCACCGGCGACACCUCCUCCCCAACAGACAAACACGUCGGCGACACCUACUUCCUCGAAAGCGGGGACAAAAUCCGCUUCUUCUUCGAGCCCUCCGCCAUCAACCCAGCCACCUCCACCCUGCUCAAGCCCAAACACCUCGCGGUGAACAAAAUCGGACAUAGUUUGCACACGCUCUCCGAACCCUUCAAGUCCAUCACACUUUCGCAACGCAACGCAGAUAUCGCCCGAUCCCUGGGCUUCAAAGACCCAAGGGUAUUGCAAAGCAUGGUGAUUUGCAAGCAGCCGGGGAUUGGAGGGGCGGUGCCCCCGCACCGUGAUAGCGAGUUCUUGUAUACGGAUCCGCCGAGUGCGGUUGGGUGGUGGAUUGCGUUGCAGGAUGCUGGGAAGGGGAAUGCGAGUUUGGGGAUGGUGAGGGGGAGGAGGUUUCCUAAAGGGUUGGAGAUUGAUGAUGAUGAUAAGGUUGAAGGGGGUGAAGGGGAGGAGGAGGAGGUCGAGGUGGUGGAUGUUAAGGCGGGGUCGUUGGUGUUGAUUCAUGGUAAUGUGUUGCAUAAGAGUGAGAGGAAUACGGGGGAUAAGAGUCGGUUUGCUUAUACAUUUCAUGUUAUUGAGGGGGCGGAGGGAUGGGAGUAUGAUGGGAGGAAUUGGUUGCAGCCGACUGGGGAGGGAUUUUCGAGGUUGUAUGAUGAUCAUUCUACCUAGUAGUAGUAGUAGUAGUAGUAGUAGUAGUAGUAGUUAUCUACUGGAUGUAGGGGUGUAUAGAAGAGGGUUAAAGGAAGUUAUGCAUGUAUGUAUCAUCUAUG